Saprolegnia parasitica CBS 223.65 is the source of this 3789-nucleotide messenger RNA. RefSeq lists its product as hypothetical. Gene Ontology annotation, cellular component: membrane. NCBI's taxonomy places the organism in Eukaryota, Oomycota, Saprolegniomycetes, Saprolegniales, Saprolegniaceae. The transcript is spliced from 2 exons. Gene Ontology annotation, molecular function: ATP binding; ATP hydrolysis activity; ABC-type transporter activity. Bases 1 to 3789 code for a protein of 1262 amino acids. The record is from RefSeq and is a predicted model, not a curated record. Gene Ontology annotation, biological process: transmembrane transport.
AUGCUAUCGAGCCCCACGAACAACGAUACGUGCGCGUAUGCACCAAGCUCGACGCCAAAAGCCGGCGCGCCUCCCGUCGCGAAGACGCCGGCCAUGGUGCCUCUCUCCAAGCUCUUCUCGUUCGCCGACACCACGGACAAGGUCCUCAUCGCGCUCGGUACCUUGAGUGCGAUGACCACGGGCGUUAUUCAGUGCAUCCAGGAUGUCUUCUUUGGUGAGGCCCUCAACGCCGUGGGCCCCAACCGCCUGAGCGACGAUACCGAAAACUUCCGUGCGGGCAUCCGCCGCAUCGUGAUCCAGUUUGCUGUCGUCGCUGCGAUUGCGCUUCUGUCCGGUCUCGCGCAGAUUGCGUGUUUUUCGAUUGCGGCGGCGCGCCAGACGAAGCGCCUUCGCCACGCCUACGCGUCGGCCAUCCUUCGCCAAGAAGUCGGCUGGUUCGACGUCAACGACCCAAUGCAACUCGCGACGCGGGUCGCCGAUACGACGCUCAUCAUCCAAGAAGGUCUUGGGCGCAAGGUCGCGGACGCCAUCAACUUUUCAACCAUGGGUCUUACGGGCGUCAUCGUCGCCUUGGUCUACGGCUGGGAGCUCGCGCUCGUCUUGCUGGCUGUCUCGCCGCUCGUCGCUGGCAGUGGCUACUGGAUGAUCAAGGCGAUCACGGCUGCCACGCAAGCCGGCGUCGACGCGUACGCCGAGGCAGGCGGCAUCGCGCAGGAAGCUUUGAGCAACAUCCGCACCGUGCACGUCUUCAACGCCAUGACGUCGUUUGCCCUCAAGUAUAAGGCGGCGCUCGCAAAGACGGAAGCUGCCGGUCUCAAGAAAGGCGUCGCCGUCGGCGUUGGCACAGGCGGCAUGUUCUUCGUUAUAUUUUGCACGUACGCGAUCGGUAUGUACUACGGCGCGGUCAAGGUCGCCGACGACCAGAUCACCGGGUCGUGCGUCGGCAGCGGUUGCUACGACAGCGGUCGCGUCCUCAUCAUCUUCUUCUGCAUCAUUAUGAGCUCGAUGGCGCUCGGCCAAGCCAGUCCCGCUAUCCAAGCCAUCUUUGCGGCCCGUGCAGCCGCCCACGGCGUCUAUGAACUCAUCGAGCGCGAGUCCAAGAUCGAUGCAACCGCAGCGUCGGGCAAGAUGCUGCCGUCUGUCCGCGGUGACAUCACAUUGAACAACAUCUCGUUUGCGUACCCGUCGCGGCCGGACGUCCGCGUCUGCGCCGGCUACUCGCUCGCGAUCCCGGCAGGCCAAAAGAUUGCGCUCGUCGGCGCGAGUGGCAGUGGCAAGAGCACAAUCGUCUCGCUCCUCGAGCGCUUCUACGACCCGCUCUCCGGCACGGUCUUGCUCGACGACCACGACGUCAAGGAUCUCAACCUCAAGUGGCUUCGGUCGCAGAUCGGUCUUGUCGGCCAAGAGCCGUGUCUCUUUCAGGACACGAUUGCCAACAACAUUCGCCACGGCAAGCCAGACGCGACGCUCGACGAGGUGAUUGCAGCCGCCAAGCAAGCCAACGCGUACGACUUUAUCAUGGGGUUUCCGGACGGCUUGGACACUGAAGUUGGUGAUCGCGGCGCGCAGCUCUCGGGCGGCCAGAAGCAACGCAUUGCGAUUGCGCGCGCGAUCAUCAAGAACCCGAGCAUUCUGAUCCUGGACGAAGCGACGUCCGCGCUCGAUACGGAGAGCGAGCACAUUGUGCAGGAGUCCUUGGACCGUCUCGUGGCAUCGGGCAACCGGACGACAAUCAUCAUUGCGCACCGCCUCUCGACGAUCCGGAACGCCGACCGCAUCGUCGUGCUUCAAGCAGGUCGAAUCGCGGAAGAUGGUGCACACGACGAGCUACUGGAACGUCCCGACGGCCUCUACAAGGCGCUUGUUGACGCGCAGAUGAAAACUUCCGAGACCACCGACGAUGCGUUCCCCGCCGCGUUGGGCCACAACCGGCUGCAGCACAAGCCGGCAUUGACUACCGAAGCCGACGUAACGGCAUCGUCGAUCGAGUCGGCGUCGGGCACGGAUGCGUCACUUCCGUCGGGCCCCGUGUCGAUCAUGCGCGUCUGGCGCUUGAGUCAGCCCGAGUUUUUGAAUCUUGCUUUGGGCAGCCUUGGUGCGCUCGUCAACGGCGCCGUGUUUCCGAUCUGGGGUGUGCUCUUGACCAAAUCGACCGUCCUUUUCUUUCGCGUCGAUCUCGGUGCCGAUGCCAUGCUGCACGAAGCGUCGAUUUGGUCGGGCGCGUAUGCGGCGCUGGGUGCCGUCUUCUUUGCGGCCGUUGUCGUCCAGAACCAUCAGUUUGCGAUUGCUUGCGAGCGUCUCACGUCGCGCAUCCGGGCCAUGUGCUUUGAUGCGAUGCUGCGCCAGGACAUUGGCUGGUUUGACGACGAGAAGCACUCGUCUGGCGCUCUCACAACGCGCCUCGCGACCGACUCGGCGGCCAUUCGCUCCAUGACGGCCGAGACGCUCAACGCGAUCCUUGUGACGCUCGCGUCGGUCGCCGUCACGAUAGUGAUUGCGUUUACGCAGAGCUGGCAAAUGACGCUCGUGAUCCUCGCGACCUUUCCCGUUUUUAUGGCCAACGGCUACAUCCAGUCGACCACGAUGAGCGGCGGCACCGGGAAGGACGUCAACGAUGGCGACACCAAGGCUGGCGCACUCCUCUCGGAAUCCAUCAACUCGAUCCGGACUGUCGCCUCGUUUGGCCUCGAAACGGCAACCAACGCCAAGUACCUCGCCUACCUCCAGCAGUCGUCGUUGACCGACCGCAAAGUGGGUCUCCACGCGGGUGUCGCGUACGGCAUUUCGCAAGCACUCAUGCUGCUCGUGCUCGCCUUCCUCUUCUGGUUUGGUGGCUGGCUCAUGCUGCGUGGCGACUUGACGUUCGAGCGAAUGUUUAUGGUACUUAACCCGAUGUUUCAAUGCUCCACCGCCGUCGGCAUGGCGAUCCAAUCGCUCGGCGACGUUGGCAAGGCCAAGAAGGCCGUUCAGAGCAUCUUUGGUAUCAUUGACCGGGUGCCAACCAUCAACUGCGCGGCAAACGAUGGCCUCGUGCUCGGUGACGUCAAGGGCGAGCUUGAGUUGCACCACGUGGCAUUUGCGUACCCGUCGCGCCCCGACGCGAUCAUUUACAAGGACUACAGCCUCACGGUGCGCGCCGGCCAGACGCUCGCGCUUGUCGGUGGCUCUGGAAGUGGCAAGAGCACGGCGAUUAGCCUCCUCGAGCGCUUUUACGACCCCGUAUCCGGCGCUGUCUUUCUCGAUGGCCACGACCUCCGGUCGAUCAACGUACAGUCGCUCCGUAGCCACAUCUCGAUCGUGUCGCAGGAGCCAGUGCUGUUCGCGGGCACGAUCGCUGACAACAUCGCCACGGGCAAGCCGGGUGCGACGAAAGCCGAGAUUGAAGAUGCCGCCAAGAAGGCCAACGCCCACGACUUUAUCCUGCGGUUCCCGAACGGGUACGACACGGCGGUCGGUGAUCGCGGCGCGCAAGUGUCGGGCGGCCAGAAGCAGCGCAUCGCGAUUGCGCGUGCCAUCAUCCGGGACCCGGCCGUGCUCUUGCUGGACGAAGCCACGUCGGCGCUCGACACGGAGAGCGAGCGCAUCGUGCAAGCGUCGUUGGACGCUCUCUUGCAGCAGAAGCGCCGUACGACCGUGAUCGUUGCCCAUCGUUUGUCGACAAUCCGCAACGCCGACAUGAUUGCAGUCGUCCACGACGGCGCCGUGUGCGAGCUUGGCACACACGACGAGCUCGUAGGCCUCCGUGACGGCAUGUAUGCCGCGCUGGUCGCGCGUCAGAUGACGCACUAG